Molecule: messenger RNA, 582 nt
Organism: Salvia hispanica
Lineage: Eukaryota; Viridiplantae; Streptophyta; Magnoliopsida; Lamiales; Lamiaceae
Source: RefSeq, a predicted model, not a curated record
AUGACGAAAGUCAUAGCAAAAGACUUGGAGUUGCCUCUUUUCGAGCUGUCAAAAAUAUGUAAAGCUACUGAUGAUUUCUCAUUCAAUAGCAAGAUUGGAGAGGGUGGAUUUGGACCUGUUUAUAAGGGCGUGCUGGAUGGGGGGCAGGAGAUCGCUGUCAAAAGAUUAUCAAGAACAUCCCUUCAAGGAGUGAGCGAGUUCAAGAACGAAGUAAUCUGCGUUCAAAGCUGCAGCACCGGAAUCUGGUUAUCUACGUUCGAUCUUUUCACAUUCGUAUCACGAAUUUGUUUGGCAGAUCCAUUGGGAAGCAAGUUGCUUGGUUGGCCUAAACGCUACCACAUCAUCAAUGGCAUUGCUCGCGGCCUUCUGUAUCUUCAUCAAGAUUCACGGCUCAGGAUCAUUCACCGGGACCUCAAAGCCAGCAACGUGUUGCUGGAUUCAGACAUGAAUCCAAAGAUAUCAGACUUCGGGCUAGCUAGAAGCUUUGGGGGGAACGAGACUGGAGCCAACACGAGCAGAGUCAUGGAACAUAGUAAGAUUCUUGAACAUAGUAGUGAUGCAGUUACUUUUCUUGAAACGUAA